Messenger RNA from Colletotrichum graminicola M1.001, 2256 nucleotides. Its product is annotated as fungal specific transcription factor domain-containing protein. The record is from RefSeq and is a predicted model, not a curated record. Gene Ontology annotation, biological process: positive regulation of transcription from RNA polymerase II promoter by galactose; DNA-templated transcription. Gene Ontology annotation, molecular function: zinc ion binding; RNA polymerase II cis-regulatory region sequence-specific DNA binding; DNA-binding transcription factor activity, RNA polymerase II-specific. Bases 1 to 2256 code for a protein of 751 amino acids. The transcript is spliced from 3 exons. Lineage: Eukaryota; Fungi; Ascomycota; Sordariomycetes; Glomerellales; Glomerellaceae. Gene Ontology annotation, cellular component: nucleus.
AUGGCCCCGUCGAUUCCAGUUUCCACUCAAGGUGGAAUGUUCCAUACCUUUCAGGGAGUAACGCCGCAAAAACAAACGUCCGAUAGCCAGGAAAGCGGAAAAUCCGCCGGCUCCAACACUUCCAAGAGAAUCACCACACCUCAUGCGUGUGCUGAAUGCAAAAGACGAAAGAUCCGCUGUGAUGGCCAACAGCCGUGCGGUCAGUGUCUUUCAAGCCGGGCCCCCAAGCGCUGCUUUUACGACAAACACCGACAGCGCGUCAUCCCUUCAAGAAAGACCCUCGAAGCCCUGUCACAGUCCCUUGAGGAAUGCCGGUCCAUCUUGAAACGGCUGUUUCCUAACCAAGACAUUCAAUCGCUGCUCCCGCUCUGCCGCCAGGACCUUCUUAGUCUGCUUGAACGCCCUGUACUUGUUACGGCGACUGCGCUUCCAUCACCGCCUCUGAACAAUUCCCCUCUCUCACAAGAGCUGGAAUCUCCUGUUUGCUCCGGCUCCGAGCGAGGCUUCUCCAGCCUCGAGUUGAUGCCCGGCCGAGAUACUGAGUGGGACGAAGAGCGCCGCGCACGCGACCCCAUCCCCAUCGAGGCCGAUGACGUGAAUGCGCUUUCGCUAUCUGUGGACCGGCAAUCGUCAUAUCUUGGCGCCUCUUCGAUAAAAGCAGCACUGAUGUGCCUGAUGAAGGUGCAGCCUGCACUCCGAAACUCGCUCACCACGCCGCUCCACAGCGCCGAAGUCAUGCAUAACUUCCCAAGUUUGCGUCAGAAGAGCGCGGUAACCAAGGAUACGCAGCGCGUUCCCUGGUCGUGGAAAGGCCAGACGCUGAUCGAUGCCUACUUCAAGCGCAUCCAUGUAUUCGUCCCCAUGCUCGACGAGGCCGCCUUUCGUGCCGAUUAUUUGGAAGGCCAACGAUUUGACGGCCCUUGGCUCGCUCUUCUGAAUAUGAUAUUCGCCAUGGGCAGUAUCGUGGCCAUGAAGUCAGAUGACUACAACCACAUCAACUACUACAACAGGGCCAUGGAAUAUCUGCCAAUUGACGCUUUUGGCAGUAGUCACAUUGAAAUGGUUCAGGCUUUGGCACUGAUUGGGGGCUACUAUCUCCACUACAUCAACAGGCCGAACAUGGCCAAUGCUGUUCUCGGUGCUGCCAUCAGGAUGGCUAGCGCCCUUGGACUUCACCGAGAGAGCCUAGCUCAAGGUUCAAGUGACGUGGUCGCCGCCGAGACCCGUCGCCGUACUUGGUGGAGUCUGUUCUGCCUCGACACUUGGGCAACAACAACAAUGGGGCGACCCUCGUUUGGUCGAUGGGGCCCUGCAAUCAACAUCAGGCCGCCCGAGUUCGGCGUCAACCAGACCCGAGACUCUUCUCAGCACGCGGGCAUCUUGCCACUGAUUGAGAACAUCAAAUUCUGCAAGAUUGCCACCCAGAUCCAAGACAUGCUGGCGAUUUCGCCCCUUCUGCGUACAGAGGAUCGUUGCAACCUUGACGGUCAGCUGGUCAACUGGUACAGCAGCCUCCCAUGGCUCCUCAGGACGACCGACCCCUGCGCUGAGCCUCUGUACAUUGCGAGGUGCGUCAUGAAGUGGCGAUAUCAGAACCUACGAAUGCUGCUCAACCGGCCGGUUCUCCUCAGCUUGGCUAGCAACGGCUCCCUCUCACAGGUUGGAGAGCAAGAUAUUACGGCCAUCGAGACGUGUCGCGAAAUUGCCAAGCACACCAUUGAGGACAUUGCAAGGGAAUGGACUCGCAACCAAAUGUCGGGAUGGAACGCUGUGUGGUUUCUCUACCAGGCUGCCAUGAUCCCUCUGGUCAGUGUGUUCUGGGAGUGGAACAGUCCACGUGUUCCCGACUGGCACCAGCAGAUCGAGACAAUCAUUGAUCUGCUAGAGGCUAUGGAAGACUGGUCAUUGGCAGCGAAACGUAGCCGAGAAGUAGUGUGGCGAAUGUAUGAAGCCUCUCGACAGCCAUCCGUGCGGUCAGAGAGUCCUCUGCAAGGGAUGAGCAGCGAUCAAGGCUUAUUGUUGGCGGAAUCAGAACUGCACAUGUCACCCAUUGGCCUGGAGCCGGAAGGGAUGGGCAUGAUGGGCAUGCUUGAUCAGCAUGGUCUAUGGGAUCUGGACGGCAUGUAUUGGGGCCAAAGCCCCGACCAGAGUGUGGACUUUACCCCCUACACCGUCAACGAGCAAAUGAUGCACAUGGACUAUGGUAUGAUGGGCAGUCAGACUGCAACAAUAGGGGGUGACUUCUUCAUCCACUAG